Messenger RNA from Acanthochromis polyacanthus (spiny chromis), 2384 nucleotides. RefSeq names its product tenascin-N-like. Gene Ontology annotation, biological process: cell-matrix adhesion; neuron projection extension. The transcript has 8 exons. NCBI's taxonomy places the organism in Eukaryota, Metazoa, Chordata, Actinopteri, Pomacentridae. The record is from RefSeq and is a predicted model, not a curated record. Bases 242 to 1114 code for a protein of 290 amino acids. Gene Ontology annotation, molecular function: integrin binding.
AAAGAGCGAUGAAUGAGAAUGGAUUCUACUCCAGACUGAAACACACACACAAAGUAUGAAAAUAUCAGAAAAAAUAUGAAAAUAAUGAAACCAUCUUGCACCAAAACUGCUAAAAGAGAUUGAUUCCCCUAAGGACCUGAAGGCUACAGAUGUGACGCUGGACUCUGCUUCUUUGACUUGGAUUCCUCCUCUGGCUGACAUCGAGGGUUACAUCCUGACAUACAGAGAUGAAGAGGGCAACAUGGAGACCGUUGAAAUGCAGCUUGGAUCCAGAGAGAGCAGCUUUGUUGCAUCAAGCCUGGAGAUGGGGAAGAGGUACAUUGUGACCAUUAUUGCCUACAGGGGCAACAAGAGGAGCAAGGUGGUAGAAACCAUCUUUACAACAGUGGGUGUCCUGUACCCAUUCCCCGUGGACUGUGUUCAGAUCAUGAAGAAUGGCAACAAGAACAGUGGUGUCUAUACCAUCUAUAUUGCCAAUGAUCGCUCCAAACCAGCCGAGGUGUUCUGCGACAUGGACACAGAUGGAGGCGGCUGGCUGGUGAUUCAGCGUCGUAACAUUGGCAAGCUGGACUUCAUGAAACGCUGGAGGCAGUACAUAGCCGGUUUUGGCAACCUUACAGAAGAGUUCUGGCUUGGUCUGGAUACGAUAUACGAGCUUACCAACACUCCUACUCAGUAUGAGCUGAGGUUUGACUUGGGCCUGGGCUCAGAGAGGGCCUAUGCUGUAUAUGACAACUUUAAGAUUGCACCAGUUAAGCAGAAGUUCAAACUCACUAUUGGCAAAUACAGUGGGACAGCAGGUGAUGCUAUGACCUACCACCAAGGCAGGCCCUGGACUACUGUUGAUUCAGAUAAUGACAUCGCCCUGGGUAACUGUGCCUUGACUCACCGUGGCGCCUGGUGGUACAAAAACUGUCACCUGGCCAACCUCAACGGCAAAUGGGGUGACGACAGGCACAGCAUGGGAGUGAACUGGGAGCCGUGGAAGGGCCACCUAACGUCCAUCGACUUCACCGAGAUGAAGAUCCGACCCCUGGGAGCCUUGUCCAGCAGGAAGAGGCGAUCGCUGAUGGCCAGAGAGAAGAGCAGAAAAACAAACCUGCAGAAGAAAUAAAAGAGCACCGAAAACCACGGCUCCAUGAACCUGCCAUCACACUAGAUUUUGGUGAUUCUGGACAGUUGUACAUACAUGCGGCUCUGACCACAUUAGAAUUCUUGCUGGUCUACUUGCCUCUUUGUGCCUUAAUUCCAGGACAAUACAUACACUUUUUAGGAAGAGAGAAAAGCUCAUAUUCAGUAAUAACUUAUUAUCUGUUUGCAUUUCAAUCAGAAAUCCCUAUAUUUAGUGUGAUUGUAGGAAAGUGGGACAUAAUAACUGCCUCUGAGUUGGUGUGAAGUGACGUGAAGCUGAACAUCAAUGAGUUUAGUCUAUCAGUUAUAAUGUAAGUGUAAUUCUAGAAACUCCUGUUUCACUGAUUCUGGUAGAAGCCUUGAUUAUAAAUCAGGAAACAGUAGAUGGAAAACCAAGAACUUUUUCUCCAGUUACUGCAUUCAUUUAAACCUUUCUUUAACUUGAGGGCAGCAGCCCAGGUUACAUGUAUUAUAUUAGAUUUUUUUCAUGUCCUAGGAAGGAGUGUAUAGUAGUCUUGUAAAAGUAUAAAUGUAAAACAAAAAAACGUCAAACAUGGUUUGUAUGUUUUGUUAACGGAUGAGGUGUAGACUGCCAGUUAGUGCCCUGAGUUUAUUGAUUAUGAAGCUGGCUGGCUCCAUCACAUUAAACUGCCAGUGUGGCUCUAACACUGUCACAUCACAUCAGUUCGUACGGGACAAGCCAGAGAAUAAAAGCAGAUGGCUGCCUGGCGUAUCCAUACCGCUCCUGCUUUACAUUCAUAUGACAGGGACAGCUCAUCUCAAUCACUGUGAUGUGCCCAUAUCAAAUGUCAGUAAGAGUGAAGCUUGUUUGCCCCAUCCUCAGGAGCUUAAUGACCAAACUCUUGUUUUCAAUCUGGAAAGCUGACAGAAGUUAUUAAUGCUGCCUUGACUUUGACUUUACUUAAUUACUUUUUUUUUUUACACUUUUAUUACAAACUUGGUUUAUGUGUCAAGGACGGAGCACAUCAAUCAACCUCUCUGCUAAUCUGCCAGGAUUGAUUUGUAGCCUCCUGCCACUCAUGGAUUUUACAUUCUCCUCCCAAAAAAACCCCCUUCUCUUUAAGAUUUCAUGACCCAUAAAGGUUUUAGUCUGGCUAUAAUCCUCAACUUAGAUUUUCAAGGUCAGAAAUGAGGACCACUGUAUUUAAUAUUUUCUGUAUUGUCAAACCGACUUUAUAGCUGCCUGUUCAUAUUCCUGUCUCCAUUCACAGAAUAAAAACAGUACAAGUUUU